This is a messenger RNA of Astrephomene gubernaculifera, 4879 nucleotides long. The record is from the annotation of a GenBank genome assembly. Lineage: Eukaryota; Viridiplantae; Chlorophyta; Chlorophyceae; Chlamydomonadales; Astrephomenaceae.
CUUGUAAGGUCACAUACGAGUUAAGCGCACCAACCUCUCCUGGCGGAGAUCGUCAGGGGAACAAAUUGCAUGAAAGCAGUUGCUUAACGAUCCUAUUUUCCAAGGUGCUUACAUUGAAGAGUUGUGCUUGGAGUGUUUAUGAUGCACGUUUGUAGGCACCUAGAGCGAGCGGACAUAUGGCAUCAAGGGCUCCAAAGGGGUUUACCCUCGCAGCGUACCUGCCGCCGCAAUUGAAACCACCAGAACAAAGCCAAGACAAUACGCAAACACCACCAGGUCAACCGCGUCCGCAGCGGUGUCGCUGCGAGGGACCAUUCGACCUGUGCUGGAGAUACCCUCACGCGACUCCAAACGCGACGUGUAAGCCAACGUGGGACAAGCUUCUGGCGCCGUUCCAGUACAAAGGUCGAGAAUGGACGAUUGUAGAGCUCAGGAGCCUCUGGCCCCACACGAUCCAGGCUUUGAACGAACGCCUUGCCAAGGGUCGCAUGGAGCGCACCCUCAAGGAGGACCUCCAAGACGACUUACAGGUGUUGGUUGACCUGAUCCAGUACUCCUGCAAGCCACAUCCUCGCCCACCCCGCGCCGGCAUGAAGACACUCAUCGUGCAAGGCCGCAUACUGGCGGAAGCCAUUGCCCAGGACGCCCUGUUCCAGCUAGACCCCGCCGACCCCUCCGCCCCCCGCCCCGACCGCGACCUGGUGGACCUCAUCAGCCGUCUGCGCGAGCACCACCCCAACUCCCUGCUCGCCCCCGCGCUGCACGUGCUCCGUACACUCGGCAACACCGCCGUACAUUUGGAUCGCGACAGCGCGCGACUGACGGACGGUGAGAUUGGCGACGCGGCGGCGGUGUGCUGCCGGUGCGUGGUGGCGGUGGUGGACGCGUACAUGCACAUGUGCGCCAACCUGCACCGGCAUGAGGAGACGCAGGCCGCCCUAGCUCAGCCGCAAGACGAUGCGCCCGUGGCGCCCAUCCCAGCUCCCAACGUGCUGCUUCGACCCCGGGUAGCAGCAGCAGCCACAGCCGCAGCCGCCGUAGCUGCUACUGCUGUUGCAUCGACAUCGCCGUCCUCAGCCGCCGUGGUGGUGGAGAGUACGGCAGUAGCGGCAGCGGUUGCAACGGCGACGGUGACGUCCGCGCCGCCCCCGCCACGUCCCCAAGCGCUGCUGUCACUGCACCCGCCGCCGCUGCAACCCCCCGCAACAGCUGCAACACAUGCUGCCGAUGGUGCUUCUUGCAGCCGGGUUGGUGUUGACGGCGGCCGGGGUGCGGAGGUAGGGUACCCGCAGAACGCUGGCAGUGGCGGCGGCCGGUCGAGGCGGGAUAGCAGCAGUGGCGGCAGCAGCGGCGCCGGUCGCCGGUCUCGCCGUAACUCUGCGGACGGCGCCAACGCUCGGCUUCAGUACAACACCCUGACGCCGCCGCUGCCGAUGCAGAAUGCGAUUCAGAACCUGGGUAGCCACAACAAUGCCGGUAGUACGUCGGGCAACGGGGUGACAGCAGGUGCCGCUGCUGCUGCUGCUGUUGAUGGUGGAGAUCUCGUGUCGGCUCGCCCGCUGACAAGCCGGGGAUGGUGGUCGCCGCUGCCAGCAGAAGAGUGCUCGGCGCUGAUCUCUGCUGCUGCGGCUACUACUGCACCGACCGCAGCGCCCCCGCCGCCGCCCCCAAUGCCUCUCAGUCUCCUCCGCCGCUCGCAAACCGGCGAGCGGGAGGCAGCGCAGGGAGAUGUAGAUGUGGGUGCAGCAGCGGACGCUUCCUCCUACGCUUCCCAUGCCUCGGACCUCUCCACCACGCAUCAAGCGGAGGGACGGCAGCAGCUGCUACGGCAGCAGUUCCCACCACCGCCGCUGCAAGGCCUGGCGUCCUCUGCAGCAUCGAGGAGCUGGCUGCCCCAAGGGCCGAUACCGGUGCCGCCCCAGCCAUCCGCAGGCCUUUGGGCAGGAUUGGAACAUCCCUCCGGUGCAGCAGGCGCCUCUGCCUCUGCCGCUUCCAGCGCUCAACAACGGCUGUUCAACCGGCAGUCCUUCUCAGCCUCGGCAUCCUUUUCCCUUCCGAACGACCCAUGGGACCGAGCUCCGGCGUCCAUGCAGACUGCCAACACGACCCCCAGCAGCAGCAGCGAUAACAACCUCCAUAACCUCAACUUGCACCCCCACUUCAGCGCGAGCUCCCCUGCAUUGCUGCUUUCCCCACAGCACCAGCAGCAACCGCACCCCCAACCGCAACUGCUGCAUGCAGCGUCGGCGUAUGUAACAACAGGGUCAACAGAGGCUGGGGGAUUCACCGGCUUGAUCAACAGCAGCAGCAACAACAACAAUGGCAGCGGUAGCGGCGGUGGCGGUGGUGGUAAUGCUGGCAGCAGCAGUGCCGUGAGUACCUCUGCGGAGGCUUCUAAGCGGCUGCUGCAGCUGUGUGCGGCGUCUCGGGCGCCGCCUGCCGCCAAGGUGCUCCAGCUGCUGCAGGCGGGAGCCAGCCUGGCAGCCACGGAAAAGUCCGGCAUGAACGCGCUGCACAUGGCAUGCUACUGGGGCCACGUGGAGGCGGCCAGGCUGCUUCUGCUGCAGCAACAGCAGGGCCUGCCGCAAGGCGGAGAUCUUACAGCAGCAGCAACAACAACAACAGUAGCAACAACCGCAACCGCAGCGGCUGCUGCUGACCGGGAGGGCCGUACGCCGCUGUGGGUUGCGAGCCAGCGGGGAAACCUAGAGCUCGUGGAGUUGCUGCUGGCGGCUCUGGUGGUGGGAGGAGGAACUGGCAAUGGUGGUGGAAAGGCUGCCGUGGAUGCAGCAAACGCGUCCGGCGUUACGCCUCUGCGGGUGGCGGCGGCGCAGGGGCAUGCGCAGGUGGUGGAGCUGCUGCUGGCGGCGGGGGCGCGGGUGGACGCGGCGGACAAGGACGGCUUCACGCCGCUCUACGUGGCAUGCGCCCGCAGUCACCUGGAGGUGGUGCGGCUGCUGCUAGCCGCCGGAGCUCCGCCGGACCGGGCCGACAAGGGGCAACGCACGCCGCUGUGGGCCGCGCUGCACCCGGGCGGUACGGCAAAGGCGGAGGCAUGUCCGGAGCGCCGCGCGGCGGUGGUGCGGGCGCUGCUGGGGGCGGGGGCGGAUGUGUAUUUGCUGCCGGAUGCACGCGACCGGGACUUGUGUUGGCAGCUGCUGGCACACAGCAUUGCAGAGGGGGGGUGAUGGAGGGGGAUGGAAAGGUGUGCGUGGCUGUGGAGUUCCAAGUGUUGUUGCUGGCAUGUUGCGGCUAUUUGGUUGCUCCUUGUGGCCCAACUGUGGUUGGAUGUGUUGCUGCUUUUACGUAGAUAAUGACUGCGCGAUGGUUGUGGGUUAUCGACCCGCCUUACCGGAUCAGGCAUGCCGCUCAGCAGGAGGUGCAGCAUCCUGUGAUGCAAUUGCAACGAGAGGCCGUACGGCAUGUGCGAUGACCGGUGAACGUUGUAUGUAGUCGGACGUCGCCGUAAACGCCCACAUACCAUCCGUACCAGCUCGCUGAGUCCUUGCAAGGCAAAGAUGUACGGCCAUCGCCGUACUUGGUGUACUAACACAAGGAUACGAGCUGUGUCGCUCUGGUGCUACACUGUUUUCACACUAACUCGCACAUACAGAAGCCAUCAGCGUGCAUUUAAUGUAAUAACUAAAGCGCAGAGUCUAUUAGCUACUGCCUUAACUACGCUGCGCCCAAUACGGUCGUCGACCACACCUUACAACUGCCGCCACGUGGAACAUGGAGCGGCAACCGUUAACCGUCGCCAUAGUGCCGGGCAACGGCGCAGGAGACGUUGAGGAGUGCAACUGGUAUGGAUGGCUGCAAGCCCAGCUGCAGACCCGGUGGCAGCCCAGCCAGCAGCAGGUCCGUGUCAUGCUGCGGAACAUGCCCGACCCGGUGCGCGCUCGAGAGUCGAAAUGGCUGCCUUUCAUGGCUGAGCAGCUGCACUGCGGUGAGAACAGCAUCAUAGUAGGCCACAGCAGCGGAGCGGCAGCUGGAAUGCGCUUCGCGGAAACGCACAAGGUGCUCGGUUUGGUGCUGGUGGGCGCGUACGUGAGCGAUCUGGGCGAUGCUAAUGAAGCCGCUUCGGGAUACUUUAACAGGCCGUGGCAGUGGGACAAGAUUAAGGAGAACACGGGUUUCAUUGUCCAGUUCGCCUCCCGCGACGACCCCUUCCUGCCCUGGUCGGAGCAGCAGCAGGUGGCUGCACGCCUGGGUGCGCAACUGCACGCCUUCAGCGACCGGGGACACUUCCAGGACGAGGAGCAGCCGGAGCUGCUGCAGGCGGUGAGCGAGAGGCUGAAGGCGGCCCUGCUGGGCUAGUGCAUGUGGACACACCACUUCAUAACCCUUGUUCCCGUUUAGGGGACCAUUGUAAGAUUCGCAUCAAUUAUUCAUUCACCUUACUGGUGGGUCCUCCGUUAUACUCAUGGCUGCCUGGAGUGCCGUUCGGAGUGUCAGGUGCAAGGGACAGCUUGUGCACAGGUGCUUGCAUCGUAAUAGUGCGGGAGUAAGGAUUGGGAGAUUGGUGUGUUGGUAGGGACAUGGAAGUGUGUGGUGGGAGGCGUCAGCGAAAAGUAGACGAGGACGAGGAGGGAGGAGGAUGUAUGUGGAGGGCGGUGGUGUGUGCUUUUGCAGGUGUCAGCCAGGUGUCAGCAAUUGGUUUGUUGAUGCGGUGCUCUGGAGGUAGGGAUCGCUGCUAGAUCUACAGUACACGAUGUCAGCUGUGCUGUAGAAAGCUGGACGGCGGGCCGGCAGCACGGUCUCUGCGUUGAUGGUGGUAAUGUGUAUCGGGUAGCCGAAAUGGGGCGGGAUUUCGGCAGCUGAUGGACUGUGGCUGCUGCCGCAAGACGUUGUUAUGUGCGGUGCGUGCGCAUGUAAGGAG